UAGAGGAGAGAGGCAGAGGUAGAGAGGAGCUGCGGUGCUAGCUGAGUGGGGGGGAACCACUACCACCAUGGACAAGGAGUGUGCUUCCCCCUGGGACAUGGGGCUGCUCAGGACUUUUGAUUCAAGGGAAUUCUCUGGGUGGGAGAAGGUGGGAUCCGGAGGCUUUGGACAGGUCUACAAAGUGAAACACAUCUCCUGGAAAACAUGGCUGGCCAUCAAGUGUCCUCCCAGUCUGCAUGUGGAUGAGAAAGAACGCAUAGAACUUGUGGAAGAAGCGAAGAAAAUGGAAAUGGCCAAAUUCCGCUGCAUUCUGCCCGUGUAUGGGAUCUGUAGCGAUCCGGUGGGUUUGGUCAUGGAGUACAUGGAGACCGGAUCUCUGGAGAAGCUACUGGCCUCCGAGCGCUUACCGUGGGAUUUGCGCUUUCGGAUCAUACACGAGACGGCCGUGGGCAUGAACUUCUUGCACUGCAUGUCUCCUCCGCUUCUGCACCUGGACCUCAAGCCCGCCAACAUACUGCUGGACGGACACUAUCAUGUUAAAAUCGCUGAUUUCGGGCUGGCCAAGUGGAACGGUUUGUCGAACUCGCAUGAGCUGAGUAUAGAUGGGAUUUGCGGGACCGUCGCGUACCUCCCGCCCGAGCGCUUCAGGGAGAAGAGCCGGAACUUCGACACCAAGCACGACGUGUACAGUUUUGCGAUUGUGAUUUGGGGAAUUCUUACCCAGAGAAAACCCUUUGCAGACGAGAAGAACAUACUGCACAUCAUGGUGAAGGUGGGUAACGGGCACCGUCCGGAUCUGUCUCAGGUUCCGAGGGCCAGACCCCAGCAGUGUGAAGGCAUGAUUAAGCUGAUGCAGGCCUGCUGGCACAACGUCCCCAACAAGAGACCCUCGUUUCAGGAGAUUACCUCUGAGACCGAGCUGUUGUGUACAAAACACGACGAUGAAAUCAAUGCUGUGACGUGCGAGGAUAGGCAGCAAGUGGAACCGGAGGAAACGGGUGCCCAGUCGGACUAUAAGAGUCCCGUGCCGCCCUUCGAUAAGGACUACAGCUUGUCCGAGUUGCUGUCUCAGCUGGACUCCGGCAUUUCGCAGACCAUGGAAGGCCCCGGAAGCCUCAGCCAUUGCACGUCUGAACCCCAGCUGGCUCCUAGUGACAAGCGCCUCUCUGGCGUGUCUUCUGUGGACUCUGCCUUUUCCUCCAGGGGAUCCCUGUCGCUGUCCUUUGAGAAAGAUUGCUCAGUAAACGAUGUUAGCGCCACUGAUAUCCAAAAGAAGAAGCUGGUCGAUGCCAUUAUGGCUGGAGAUACUGCCAAACUAAUGAAGAUCCUGCAACCUCAAGAUGUUGACUUGAUGCUCGAUGGAAGGUCCAGCCUUCUUCACUUGGCCGUCGAAGCCAGUCAAGAAGAAUGUGCGAAGUUGCUUCUGUUGUACAAUGCCAACCCCAACAUGACCGACGCGAAAGGCUCCACUCCCCUCCACAUUGCGGCUGAGAAGAAGUUGAAAGGCAUCGUUGAACUUCUCCUUGGCAAAAAAAUUAAUAUCAAUGCCAAAGAUGAAGAUCUCUUCACAGCUCUUCAUUUUGCUUCCCAAAACGGAGACGAAGCUAUAACCAGGAUGCUCCUCGAAAAGAAUGCCUCCCUGAACGAGGUUGAUAUUAAAAGCCGAACACCUUUGCACGUUGCCUGUCAGCAUGGACAAGAGGCCAUCGUACGCCUCUUUAUCAGACGGGGUUCAGACAUCAACGCCAAGGGGCAGGAUAACUGGGUAUCGCUCCAUUAUGCUGCCUGGCAGGGUCACCUUAACAUCGUGAAGAUCCUAGCGCGAAGGAACGAGGCAGAUAUAAACGUCCAGACGUCAGACGGGAGAACCCCGCUGCAUCUAGCUGCUCAAAGAGGACAUUACAGAGUCGCUCGGAUUCUUGUGGACUUGCGCUGCGACGUAAAUGUUCAGAACGCCCAGCUGAAAACCCCUCUCCACGUGGCCGCUGAAACUGGCCAUACCAGCACGGCCCGGCUUCUUUUACACAGGGGUGCGGACAUUAACGCUACUACAGCCGAAGGGCUCACCGCGCUGGACCUGGCAAACAUUAACAUGCGUUCGGCCGCUGCCAGUCUUCUAAGGGAUGAGAGGGAGAAUGCCGAGUGUCUCGAAAUAGACUCCCAUUUGGUGGUUGAAAGCGUAACAUCGGUUUGAUGACACCAUCAGACUCCUUAAGCGUAUAAUCCUUUUUUUUUUUUUUUGUUUUUUUUAAUUGCAAUUAGUGGCCGUCAGAGGUUUGGUUUUAAGUUCUUCAAAAGACUUUGGACUUUUUUUUUUUUUUUUUAUUUCAACGAGCUUCUCUCUGUUUAUCCACAGCUUUUUUUUUUCUCCUGAUAGGCUACAGGUCUUAUACUAUGUGCCGUUUCCCACCAUGAUCGUGUGUUUCACAUCAUGCGUUUACUCUGUGUAAUGAGGGAUCAAGGUACAAACUUCUGCUUCGUAAGCCAAUGAUUUUAUUUGCAGAGGAUUAUUUUUAGUUGGUUCCGUAGAUCCAGAAACAAAAUGCCAGUG
Messenger RNA from Spea bombifrons (plains spadefoot toad), 2551 nucleotides. RefSeq names its product receptor interacting serine/threonine kinase 4 (gene RIPK4). The transcript is spliced from 8 exons. NCBI's taxonomy places the organism in Eukaryota, Metazoa, Chordata, Amphibia, Anura, Pelobatidae. The record is from RefSeq and is a predicted model, not a curated record. Gene Ontology annotation, biological process: protein phosphorylation. Gene Ontology annotation, cellular component: cytoplasm. Bases 68 to 2194 code for a protein of 708 amino acids. Gene Ontology annotation, molecular function: protein kinase activity; ATP binding; protein binding.